This is a messenger RNA of Panicum hallii, 603 nucleotides long. RefSeq lists its product as uncharacterized. The transcript is spliced from 2 exons. Bases 103 to 354 code for a protein of 83 amino acids. Lineage: Eukaryota; Viridiplantae; Streptophyta; Magnoliopsida; Poales; Poaceae. The record is from RefSeq and is a predicted model, not a curated record.
GCAGCUCCAUCCAGAGACCGCGCGGGCAUUCGCAUAAUUGUGAGUGCGAUCCUCGUAUCAGUCCAUCUCAAGUGAUCCGGUUCUUGUCGCGCGUGUCCGGGGAUGGAGGACGCCGGCGGCGGGAGGAGGCAGCAGGAGACGGCGGCGGGGGCGUCCAAGGCGCAGAGGGAGGCCGCGGCGGCCGGCGUCUCCGUGCACGAGUGGCUGCAGCACGUCAAGGCCUCCUUCCUCGGCCUGGUUCGGAAGGUGACGGCGAGGAGCGAGCAGGAGGCGGCGGAGGCGGACAUGAUGGCGGCCAAGGCGCAGGUGGAGGCGACCGACGAGGCGGAGGCCAAGAAGAAGCGGCUCGGCUGAUCGCUGAUGGAUGAUGACCCCGACUUGUGUAGAUUGGACUAAAAACUAGCACCUCGCUGUUUGCUUUUGCUUGAUGCUGUAUUGUAAUCCGGAGUAGCUGAAACGGUGUCGUCGAUCGUGUGACGGUGACAGAUUCUGGACUUCUUGCUUGCUGUCUGUUAGGUCGUUGUAACAUGAAUCAUCAUCAUCUACCACUUAUCAUUGUAAGAGGAACUUCAGUGUUUUAACUUGGGAUUAGAUGAGGCGCCU